This is a messenger RNA of Miniopterus natalensis, 3047 nucleotides long. It is a transcript of the gene DDX59, whose product is annotated as DEAD-box helicase 59. Gene Ontology annotation, cellular component: cytosol. Lineage: Eukaryota; Metazoa; Chordata; Mammalia; Chiroptera; Miniopteridae. The record is from RefSeq and is a predicted model, not a curated record. Gene Ontology annotation, molecular function: RNA helicase activity; ATP binding; nucleic acid binding.
GGGGGGUCGCCCCGGGACUCUGCGUUCCCAGCUUCUAGCGCCCCCAGAGAGCCGCCCUCCGGGGGCCUCAGACAGUAAUUGCACACCCCCUGCUGCAUUUUUGUUGGAACCGGGCAGUUUGACCUCAGAAUUAUUUUUGAGAAAAAUGUGUAGAAGCAUCUUUGAUGGUCAUGUGCACAGACGUUCCUGGGAGGGCGGCCUGGGCCCCGACCCAGCGCUCUGUCGCCCCCUGUGGAGCGGAGGCUCAGCGCUGAGGCUCAGCGUGGGCUCUGCGUGUGUUUAUGGGGGACACUCACCUGCCUGAGGAGCCCCGGAGGCCAGGAUUUUGAAGGAUGUUUGUUCCGAGAUCUCUCAAAGUCAAGAGGAACACUCAGGGUGACGGCAAAGGCUGUGCGGCCAAGAGAGCGAAACCAGAGGCAGAAGACGUCCGGUGGGAUGAAGGCAGCGGCCACCCAGCGGAGGCCGUCGCUACGGAAGAAGCCGCAGCCCCCGGCAGCCCGCAGGUGGGACCCGAGCAGUGUGCCAAGGCCAGCCCUCUCUCGGAAGACCCCGUGAAGUCGUUUUCCAAAACGCAGCGCUGGCCAGAGCCCGGGGAACCUGUGUGCGUGGUCUGCGGCCGUUACGGAGAGUAUAUCUGUGACGAGACAGAUGAAGACGUGUGCAGCCUGGAGUGCAAAGCGAAACACCUCCUGCAGGUGAAGGAAAAGGAAGGGAAGUCGGGGCUCGGCAGCCCGCAGGGAGCUGGCGCUCAGCCCCAGCCCCCACUGCACACGUCCUACGUCUAUAAAGAGCACCCCUUUAUCGAGGGCCUUCAGGAGGACCAGGUUGAGAAUCUCAGGCGCCAGCUGGGAAUUUCCGUCCAAGGGCGGGACGUCGCCAGGCCCAUUAUCGACUUUGAACAUUGUGGUUUCCCUGAGGCCUUAAACCUCAACCUGAAGGCAGCCGGCUACGAGGUGCCGACCCCCAUCCAGAUGCAGAUGACUCCCGUGGGGCUCCUGGGACGGGACGUCUUGGCCAGCGCUGACACCGGCUCCGGGAAGACGGCCGCCUUUCUCCUUCCCGUUAUCACCCGGGCUUUACUGGAGAGCACGACGCCGGCUGCCCUCAUUCUCACCCCCACGCGAGAGCUGGCCAUUCAGAUCGAGAGACAGACCAAAGAGCUGAUGAAGGGCCUGCCCCGCAUGAAGACCGUGCUGCUGGUGGGGGGCUUGCCCUUGCCCCCCCAGCUGUACCGCCUGCAACAGCACGUCAAGGUUGUCAUCGCAACCCCCGGCCGACUGCUGGACAUCCUGAGGCAGAGCUCCGUGCGGCUGUGCGCCGUGAAGGUCGUGGUCGUGGAUGAGGCCGACACCAUGCUAAAGAUGGGCUUUCAGCAGCAAGUGCUGGACGUCUUGGAAAACGUCCCUCACGACUGUCAGACCAUCCUGGUCUCGGCCACAAUUCCAACCAGCAUCGAGCAGCUGGCGAGCCAGCUCCUGCACGACCCCGUGAGAAUCAUCGCCGGAGAAAAGAACCUGCCUUGUUCCAACGUGCGGCAGAUCAUUCUGUGGGUCGAAGAGCCGGCCAAGAAGAAAAAGUUAUUUGAAAUCUUAAAUGAUAAGAAACUCUUCAAGCCGCCGGUGCUGGUGUUCGUGGACUGCAGGCUCGGGGCGGACCUGCUGAGCGAGGCGGUGCAGAAGGUCACGGGCCUGCGAAGCGUGUCCAUGCACUCGGAGAAGCCCCAGACGGAGAGGCGGAGCAUCCUGGAGGGCUUACUUGACGGGGCCCACGAGGUGGUGGUGAGCACGGGCGUCCUGGGACGAGGGCUGGACUUGAUCAGGGUCAAGCUGGUGGUCAAUUUCGACAUGCCUUCCAGUAUGGACGAGUACGUGCACCAGGUCGGAAGAGUGGGGAGGUUAGGCCAGAACGGGACGGCCAUCACCUUCAUCAAUAACAACUCCAGGAGACUCUUCUGGGACGUGGCCAAGAGAGUGAAGCCCACGGGGUCCAUCCUGCCACCACAGCUGCUCCACUCCCCAUACCUGCAGGACCAGCAGAGGAAGGAGCAGCAGAGGGACCGGCAGGCCCAGAACCCCCUGGUCACCGGCGCCAACCUCAUGGACAUCAUUAGGAGGCACGACAGGAGUAACGCUCAGAGGUGACCUGAGCGCCUCUUCCAAUACUUCUCUUUUUUUAAUUUAUUUUAAUUUUUUUAGGGGGAAAAGGGACAUCUGUAAUACUUUUAACAAUAAAAUUUAAACAUUUUUAAUAGAAUAUCAAGUUUAUGCAGCAAUAUCCUACUUAAUUUCCUUUUGAAUUCUCAAAAAUUAAAAACGACAGAAGAAAAUGAAUUGCGAAAUAGAGGAAGUUAUUUUAUUCCUCGGAGCCACUGUCAGACCAGACGCCUGCACCGCGGGGGGAGCCGUGAGGACCGAGGCUCCUUCGCUCAGUGUCCCCACCGUCCUGGGGCAACUUCUACAAGACGACUGUGAAGGAUCUUUUUAUUCUCAGUUCUCCCGUUGGCCUGGUGAACAUAAAUCUGUUUUAUAUGUAAGGUGGGCUGCUUGUCGCAGUAACGGUCGUUAUGCACAUGUAGCUUCGGGAUCCUUUUUGUGUUAAUGUCACUUUGCUGAUUCCAUUGACAGUAUUGAUACUGGAGGGAAGGAAGGAGUUGUGCUUUGAUACGUCCAUCCUUCCACUGCUUUAAAAACCAUUCGUAAUUUUAUAUAUUUUUAAAUUUUAAAUUAUAAAAUUUAAAUUAUAAAUUAAAUUUUUAAUUUUAUAAUUUUGAGGAAAAUUAUUACCCAGUUUGAAAUUUUGAUUGGCUGAUGUACGUAGUUAGAGACACUCCCAGACAUUGUUUCCCUCUUCCAGCAACUGGACUGUUUGACAGGAACUGAAUUAACUCUUCAAGCGCUUUAUUGCCAGAUUGUAGCAAACGCUGUUUAUGUACCAAACACUUUCAUGCCUGAAAUAAGCGGGUCCUAGACUCUGCAGCUUUAUGAGACACAUUUCAUGCUAUUCUGUAUUUCUAAUACCGAGCUCAGUAAAAGGUUUUUUUUUUUUUU